This is a messenger RNA of Paramecium tetraurelia, 1023 nucleotides long. RefSeq lists its product as uncharacterized. The transcript is spliced from 3 exons. The record is from RefSeq and is a predicted model, not a curated record. NCBI's taxonomy places the organism in Eukaryota, Ciliophora, Oligohymenophorea, Peniculida, Parameciidae.
AUGGCAUUUCACGAUCCUAUUCCUAAACAAAGUUACAAAAUUAAAGUAACAUUUCCAAAGAGAAGACUUAAAAAAAUGAGACUGUAUUUGUUAUGUAAUCUCUAGAUGGAUAAAAUAUAACUAAUGAAAGAGAGAGAGGAUAUGCAAGGGUCGGUAUAAUUGAAUGAUUUGAAUAUCUUGGGACUCAAAGAUUAUUAUUUGGGAUCCGAUGAUAAUCAUUCGGAAACCAAACCUAAACCAAACUAAGAAAACUCUGAAAGUCCUCGCUUUGAUUUUGAAUAAAAUGAAUACUUUAACAAUACAUUAGAUCAACUAGGCUUUAAAUUAAAUGAAGUGAUUGGCCACUACUUAAAUGAACUCACUUCUCAACCCAGAUUGUCAUUAGAUUCGAUUUCAUUGUAAAAUAGUGAAAAUUUAGAUGAAGAACAAUAACAAUAAAUUCUAGAUUUUGAAUUAAAUGCACUCAGAUAACGUAUUUACAAACAAAUUGUGGAUAAAAUAAAUCUCUCUGUUAUUUAAUCUGUAAAAUCAUUUGGUUCAUCUUGCUAAUUGAAUUCGCAAUCAAAUAUCAUUACAACAGCCUUUUCUAAAGAACUCAUCACUAGUACUACUCCUAUCUCACAAAUAUCAUAAAAAUCCCCUCCGAAAUCCUUAUCGAUUUCAUUUUUGGAUAUCCAAUCGCAGCUGCAUCAAAGUAUUCAUUCUAUUCAAACUAAAACAAACAAAAAAAUUGAUGAUCAACCAAACACACCUACUGAAAGUGACACAUCGAAAGAUGAAUUGUACAAUAAACUUAAAUUUUCAUUAACCUUAAAUUAUUAACAAUAGCAUUUUAAUCAUUAACUAAAAGAAGAAUUGUCGAAAUUGGAAAAAAAGAACCAAAUUUCAGAACACAUUGAGGAUGCAAAUCAUAAUAACAUACUGAAUGAAAAUUAACGAUUAAAAGAAGAAAAUGCAAAAAUGAUUGAAUUCAUUUAGAACACAAUUUGUGAUAAAUGCAAAAUAAUUCCUAAGAAUUUUUGA